AUGGCUUCUUGCUUCUUUGGAUUGGGAUGCAAGAGGCCAUGUAGCGAUCACGGCUCCAAUGGAUUUCAACUCCCACCAGUGCAUUCCCGUCCUUCCUCCGAUUCCCGCUGCACCCGAAGCAUCAAUGACUGUUCCAACGACUCAUUGUACAGCAUCGCCUUGUACCGACAACCCAUCAGCGAAUCCGUCGUCUGCGCCAACGACGAACUCUCCGAGCUCGUCGGGUACCUCAACCAAUUAUGUGAAACGGUUACACAGUGCUCUGGAACUGACACAUUUACGACGACCACUGUCAAUGCCUCCACAAUCGCCCCGGCUUGCACAGUCGUCAGUACCUGGUGGAAUGACCCAUCCAUAUCUGCUCAGAUUGCCUCGUGGAUCACUCAAUUUCCACCAAUCCCGGACAACGCGACGGGUCAAUUUAGCACAUUCAGCUUCGCGUCAAAUGCCACGCAGACCAUGGGCAACACCACGUCGAGCAUCAUCAUGAGCACGUCGAGUUUGACAACCUUGACGUCUCGGACAUCCACGAUUUCCAGCCCUCCUAUCACGACGCCGUCAAUUCCCAGCGCCCUGCAAGACUUCACAGUGUUGGCCACAGACGACAAUGGCAAUGUGUACAGUGAAGUUUAUUCAGGAGCGGUCAUGGUAUCGUCUACGCUAGUCUCCUCGAGAUUACUUCCCACGUUGGGACCAAGUGGCCCCUGGUCGUUUGCGUCAUCUGGGGUAUCUCUGGUGACCAGAACCCCUUCGACUCCCCCCAUCUCUGCUGGCUCUGGCGCGCAUCCGACCCUCACAAGCAUGGCGGUAAGCUACAGCGAAGUCUCCAUAUUCACUUGUGACGGCGUGGCUGCAUUCGGGAGCGCAAGCUGUACAGACUCAUGGGGGCUCAAAACCGUGUCGACCACCGUUCCCAGCCCAGACGACCAAACCACAUACUGUGCCCACUGGACUGCGUUCACAACCACUACGAGCCCAGCGAUGUACGGUGUGCUGAACUGUGCAACCCCUGUGAGCGGGAAAGCCACCAGUACGGUCGCCACUGCGUGGAACUCGGGUCUUCCUUGGUCGCCGUUCCAGUUGGACACCGGCCCAAUCGACGCCUUUUGCCAGAGCUUGGUUGAUCGGAACAUCGUUUUCUACCAGGGCAUCGCAAUCACCGCCGCGUCGAGCGCAGGGCUCGUGUCACCGGGAGAAUGCGAGCAGUUUGCAUCGGUAGAUGGCUCGAAGUUCAGCUACAACCUGACACUAGGUCUUGCUUUCGACUUCAACGGGUGCCAGUCGCCAACAGGCACGCCAUUUGUCAACGGUGUUUCCAUGAAGGAGUACGGCGGAGAGAAAUGCGUUCAGACAUUCUGGAACCAUCUCAAUGAAAAAUGCCAAUUCUCGGACUCGGACGCAAAGAAGAGAGGCCUUGGUCAGUACACCAGGGUUGGGGGAAUGUACUGGGCGGACUGCAUGCGAUGGACCAUCAUCGCUGCGCGGAGUGAUUUGUCGCCACCUGACACUGUUGAUGGGAACUGA
Messenger RNA from Fonsecaea erecta, 1524 nucleotides. RefSeq lists its product as hypothetical. NCBI's taxonomy places the organism in Eukaryota, Fungi, Ascomycota, Eurotiomycetes, Chaetothyriales, Herpotrichiellaceae. The coding region runs from base 1 to 1524 and encodes 507 amino acids. The record is from RefSeq and is a predicted model, not a curated record. The transcript is spliced from 4 exons.